Molecule: messenger RNA, 233 nt
Organism: Funneliformis caledonium
Lineage: Eukaryota; Fungi; Glomeromycota; Glomeromycetes; Glomerales; Glomeraceae
Source: the annotation of a GenBank genome assembly
AUGCCUUUUUCGUUGAUUCAUGCGAAAGUAUUAAAAUUGAAGUCUUGCAUUAAUCCUCCCGCUAAUGUCAUAUUGAAUUAUCCACCAAUUUUAUUCAUUCAUGGAGUAGGUGUUGCAGCUAGGGCUUGGGAUAAUUUUUGUCGCUGGUUCUCAAAUAAAGGAUAUGAUUGCUGCGCUAUGAGUUUUCGAGGGCAUGGACAAAGUACGAAGACUCCAAAAAAAGAACAAUGGUG